Salvelinus sp. IW2-2015 is the source of this 559-nucleotide messenger RNA. It is a transcript of the gene syngr3a, whose product is annotated as synaptogyrin 3a. Gene Ontology annotation, cellular component: synaptic vesicle membrane; neuromuscular junction. Lineage: Eukaryota; Metazoa; Chordata; Actinopteri; Salmoniformes; Salmonidae. The record is from RefSeq and is a predicted model, not a curated record.
GGCUAUGUGAACCUGGGUAGUGAACGUCUCCACUGUGUGUUCAAUAAGAACGCUGAUGCGUGUAACUACGGAGUGUUCUGUGGUCUGCUGGGCUUGUUGCUGUGUUCCUUCUUCUUCCUGCUGGAUGUCAAGUUCCAACAGAUCAGCUCUAUUAAGGACAGGAAGAAGGCUGUGAUGCUGGAGGUCGGCCUUUCAGGUUUCUGGACGUUCCUGUGGUUUGUGAGUUUCUGUUUCCUGGCCAAUCAGUGGUCUAGGACCGCCCCUAAGGACCUGCCACUCAACCAGGGGGCCGACGCAGCCAGGGCCUCUAUCGCCUUCUCAUUCUUCUCUAUCCUCACCUGGGCUGGUCUGACGGUGCGUGCAGUCCAGAAAUAUCUCCUGGGAACAGACAUGACCCUCUUCACCACCGACCAUCUGGACGGAGUCGCCCCGGUAACACCAUACCCCCCCACCACCGGGGGCGCCAUCGAGCCCAGCGACAACUACCAGAGCCCCCCGUUCACAGAGGGGCUGGAAGCCCCCGCCCCCACAUACCAGGUCCCCAUAUACUAGCACCUCC